UGUAGUCACUUUAGACGGCCUUGUACCAAGCGUACAGACUGUAGCGAUCAGAAAUCUACGAGUAGUAGUCAUAGAGAAGCAGUAGUGGAGGCCAUCAAAAAAAGCUCCUUCAAGGCUAUGAUUUGCUUUCCUCCCAGUCUCACUAACUCCCACAAAUCUCUCCAGUCUCCAGAUCCACUUCAUUUCGCAGAAAACCAAAAUUCAUGAGGUUUUGGAUCUAGGUUCUAGAACUUUCCAGUGAUAAUGCCAAGGCAAAGCCGAGGGGGGAUGGACUUGAUGAUCCCCGGAAAGAUCAGAAAGCGAGGGUGCACAUCAUCGGCGUCGUCCUCGUCAUCGAUAAUCCAGAAUUACAGGUUCAAGAGGGCAAUACUGGUGGGCGGCAAGAGGGGCGGAUCGAGCACGCCCGUGCCUACGUGGAGGCUGAUGAACUCUUCGCGAUCUCCCGCGUCGUCUUCCGCAAUGCGCAGGGCCGUGGAGUCGCCCAAGUACCCCGGCCAUGGCGCCAGAACGAAGCCGGCGCAGGCGCCGGUGUCGGCAAGGAAGCUGGCGGCGACGCUGUGGGAGAUGAACGAGAUGCCGUCGCCGAGCGUGAAGGAACGCGCGGACGAGAGGCGGCUCAGAGCCAGAGAGAGGAUGGCCAGGUCCGUUCACUCCGGCUCUUUGCCUCCACAUUUGUCCGAUCCGUCGCAUAGUCCCGUUUCCGAGAGAAUGGAUCGGUCGGGAACAGGUAGUCGCCGGAGAGGAACACCGUCUGGUUCCAUAUCUCAGAGGCUUAGGCUGACGGACCACCAUCAUGUUGGACCUAUUGACGCUCUAAGCAAUGCCAGUUUAAUGGAGAUUGAGAGUAGCAGAUCUCGAGCGCAGACUCCCAGUGCAUCGACAGUCGGAGGGAAGACGCGCUUGAAGGAUGUGAGCAAUGCUCUAACCACAUCCAAAGAGCUACUCAAGAUUAUCAACCGUGUGUGGGGUCAUGAGGAUCGGCCUUCGACGAGCAUGUCCCUGAUCUCCGCCUUACAUGCGGAGCUGGAGAGGGCUCGUUUGCAGGUCAAUCAGCUUAUCCAAGAGCAGCGCUCGGAUCAGAGCGAGAUCAACUAUUUGAUCAAGUGUUUUGCGGAGGAGAAGGCAGCGUGGAAGAGCAAAGGGCAGGAAGCUGUUGAGGCUGCUGUCGAGUCCCUUGCGGGAGAGCUUGAGGUAGAGAGGAAGCUGAGGAGGCGGUUGGAGAGCUUGAACAAGAAGCUCGGGAGAGAGCUGGCGGACACAAAGGCGACUCUUGUUAAGGCGGUGAAAGAGCUUGAGAGUGAAAAGAGAGCAAGAGAGAUAGUGGAGCAAGUGUGUGACGAAUUAGCAAGGGAUGUUGGCGAAGAUGAAGCCCAAGUGGAGGAGCUGAAGAGAGAGUCCGUAAAAAUUCGGAAAGAGGUUGAGGAGGAAAGGGGGAUGAUGCACUUGGCCAAUGCUUUGCAUGAGGAGAGAGCUCAGAUGAAGCUCUCGGAGGCAAAGCAUCAGGCUGAGGAGAAAAAUGCAGCUGUUGAUAAAUUGAGGAAUCAGCUUGAAGCUUUUCUGGGGACCAAGAGAUUAAUAGAAAGAGGGCGUAGUUCUGUGAGCCAUCCCAAUGAUAAAGACAUUGCUGCGUUGUUAAGUAGAGCUCGCUUCGGUUCCCAUCCAAGUGAAGAGAAGGAAGAGGAUGGAGGAGAAGUAGAAGAUGGAGAAGAGUUUGAAGAAGAUGACUCGGCUGCUGAGAGUGAUCUUCAUUCCAUAGAAUUGAAUAUGGACAACCAUAACAAGAGCUAUAAGUGGAUUCAUUCUUCGGGGUUUGGUCGUGAUCCAAGAAUGGUUCAAAUAGACGAAGAAGAAAUCAAAGGAAGGAAAUCUACAUCCGGGAGAGCACCGAGGAGAAGCACUUCUCUGCAAAGGAGUAUAUCCGAUGGAGUCGAACUUCAUAACUUGGAUAGGUCAGACUGGGGGAGAUUCUUGGAACUGGAAAAGCAAGCUCAGGGAAAGGGUUAUGGGGAUGAAUUGCAGGGGUAUAAAUCAGUGAAGGGUCUGAGGGACCAAAUGUUGUCUAGCACUGGGAUGGGUUCCCCCAGAGUUUAUGCUAGUCCAACACGACAAAUGGGGCCGCCACUGCCAUGGCCUUCCCGUGAUCUUGUCAAUGCAGCUCAGGAGAGACCACCUGCGAUGGUGCUGGGGAAUGGUCCUAAGUCAAGGCUAGCAGAAGCCAGAGGUGAAAGCCAUAAUGCAAGAAAAUCCAGGCGGUGAGAAUGCUUUACUUGCAUUCUCCACAGCCGCUUGACUUGUAAUGAUGGUGGAUGCUUGCUAUCCCUCAUGGCAGCUCAAGUUGCGGCAAUCGCUGCUCAAUUUGCAUUAGAAUGUUUUCUGUUGGUAGGAACCUUUGUGUCAAUAGCUCUUUUUGUAGAAAAACUUCUUCCAGUAUUUAUGUAUUUCCCACUAUUUGCA
Messenger RNA from Alnus glutinosa, 2454 nucleotides. RefSeq lists its product as uncharacterized. The record is from RefSeq and is a predicted model, not a curated record. The transcript is spliced from 3 exons. NCBI's taxonomy places the organism in Eukaryota, Viridiplantae, Streptophyta, Magnoliopsida, Fagales, Betulaceae. Bases 244 to 2256 code for a protein of 670 amino acids.